Penicillium malachiteum is the source of this 1305-nucleotide messenger RNA. RefSeq lists its product as uncharacterized. The coding region runs from base 1 to 1305 and encodes 434 amino acids. The record is from RefSeq and is a predicted model, not a curated record. The transcript is spliced from 2 exons. NCBI's taxonomy places the organism in Eukaryota, Fungi, Ascomycota, Eurotiomycetes, Eurotiales, Aspergillaceae.
AUGUCGACCGGGCGCAAGGUCUUCCAUUGCGCCGUGGACGAGACGGCUCUAACCACCAACAUUAGCGAGAUCAAGAAAUGGACCACCAACGGUGCCAUCGACCUCAUUGUCCCUCUUUACACCCUCGAGCGCUUGCAUGCAUUGAAGCGGGCGGGAUCGCAGGUUGCCAUCAAUGCUCGCGAGGCCGUUCGCUUUCUUGACCGAGUUACUUCUGGAAAGGACCAUAUCGCCGCUGAAAGAGUCACCCUCCAGGGUCCGAUGGAACAGUACGAGCGCUGGGAGGAUGCGGAGAAAUUCUUCUUACCGGAAUUCGAGGAGGAACCCGAGGCCCCCAGUGACGCAGAUGCUGCCGCUGACGUCGAAAUCGCCGAGCCAAUUAUCGAGGAACAGGGUACUACUGGUGUUACUAGAACCGAGGAUUUGUCGCAGAUGCUGCUCAGUAAAUUGAACUUCAAGAAGGAACCCGAGGCCCCCUCCAUCAACUCGGUCGGUACCCCAAGUGGGCCAGCCUCGCGCACCUCUUCCCGAAGCUCACGCACCAGCCCCGAAUGUGCCCAGCACGAGAAUGUCAGCGCACCGAAAUCCGAGAAAUUCAAGCCCGGCCAUGAACGUACCCUGUCUGCAUCCACCAUUCCCUCGGCCCCGGUCGCUCUGCGCCCGUUGCUGCGUGCUCUUUUGUGGCGGUUGCACAGUGGCCCGGACGCCGAGAAUUCCGCCAAAAGUUGCAUUCUUGUAUCCAACGACAAUGCGACUCAAGCAUGGGCUCAGAAGUUCGGGAUUGGCGUGAAGAAUAUCCUGCAGUUGCGCACUGCGAUUCAGUACGAGGAGCGCGAGUACAAGAAUCGCUGCAAAUACGUCGAGAAGACACAAACCCAGACUCAAACUCAGACUUCGGAACCCAAGACUCUCCUUUCUUAUGAGGAAGACAGUGACGAAGAUGAAUUGGUGUUUGUUCCCCGUGGACGUGGCAAUGGCAAGGUUCCCUCUCGUGGUGCUGGUGCUCGAGGCGGGGCAGCUCGCAAGGCUGCCGCAAAGACCACCCCCAAACCACCCGUGCCCGCGGCCGUGCCCGCGCCCGAACCUAAGGCCAUUGAGGUCCCAACUCAACCUAUCGAUCCAAAUUCAUUCAGUCGAUCCCUAGGUGGACCCAGCAAGCCUGCCCCGACCGCAGAUACCAACAACCAGCAAGGUCCUUCCCGCGGCAAUUCCGGAGGUCCCUGCCGUCCUAAUGGACGUCGCGGUGGGAAAAAUCGUGGUGCAGCUCGAGGAAAUGGACGUGGACGCGGUAAGCUUUGGGUUCCUUGA